Molecule: messenger RNA, 921 nt
Organism: Puma concolor (puma)
Lineage: Eukaryota; Metazoa; Chordata; Mammalia; Carnivora; Felidae
Gene: LYSMD3
Product: LysM domain containing 3
Biological process (GO): Golgi organization
Cellular component (GO): Golgi apparatus
Source: RefSeq, a predicted model, not a curated record
AUGGCAGGGAGACAUCAGAAUCGUAGUUUUCCUCUUCCAGGAGUUCAUUCAAGUGGUCAAGUACAUGCAUUUGGAAAUUGUACAGACACUGACAUGUUGGAGGAGGAUGCCGAAGUGUAUGAGCUUCGAUCCAGAGGAAAAGAGAAAAUCCGAAGAAGUACAUCAAGAGACAGACUUGAUGACAUUAUAGUAUUAACAAAAGAUAUACAGGAAGGAGAUACUUUAAAUGCAAUAGCCCUUCAGUACUGUUGUACGGUAGCAGAUAUCAAGAGGGUUAAUAAUCUCAUCAGCGAUCAAGACUUUUUUGCCCUUAGGUCUAUCAAAAUUCCAGUUAAAAAGUUUAGUUCAUUGACUGAAACACUUUAUCCUCCAAAAGGAAGACAGGCUUCACGUCCGUCAUCUGUCCAGUAUGUUCCAGAACAACAGGAAAUUUUGCCACCUAAUGAUUCUCUUUCUUCCAGUGAGUCAGCUGGUAGCUUUUUAAAAGAAGUAGACCGAGAUAUAGAACAAAUAGUAAAAUGUACAGACACCAAAAGAGAGAACCUUAAUGAGGUGGUAUCUGCUUUAACAGCACAACAAAUACGUUUUGAACCUGAUAACAAAAACAUUCAACGUAAGGAUCCUUAUUAUGGAGCAGACUGGGGAAUAGGGUGGUGGACAGCCGUAGUGAUAAUGUUGAUAGUAGGUAUAAUAACGCCAGUAUUUUAUUUGCUGUAUUAUGAAAUUUUAGCUAAAGUGGAUGUUAGUCAUCAUUCAACAGUGGAUUCCUCCUCACAUUUGCAUUCAGGAGUCACACCCCCAUCACAACAGAGAGAAAUGGAAAAUGGAAUUGGUCCAACUAAGGGAAUACCCUUUGGCCAACAUGAUCAUAAACUAUAUAGUCAAGAUUCUCAGUCACCUGCUGCUCAACACAAAACAUAG